Molecule: messenger RNA, 2875 nt
Organism: Bombina bombina (fire-bellied toad)
Lineage: Eukaryota; Metazoa; Chordata; Amphibia; Anura; Bombinatoridae
Gene: DALRD3
Product: DALR anticodon binding domain containing 3
Exons: 13
Coding region: 6-1556 (516 amino acids)
Biological process (GO): tRNA C3-cytosine methylation; arginyl-tRNA aminoacylation
Molecular function (GO): ATP binding; tRNA binding; arginine-tRNA ligase activity
Source: RefSeq, a predicted model, not a curated record
UCACUAUGGAUACCGGAUGCUGCGGAGAGGGACCGGUGCGAGUUUCUGAACUUCUCAGGUUAUUGGUUGACGUUGUACGAAGUGACAGGGCUGCCCCAGUAGUCUGGUUUAAGGAGGGCAGCCAAAGAAAUCUGAAGAGCAGAGACUUCCUGAUGCCAAAGGGCGCCCUCAAUAAAAUCUUCCAUGGAGAAGAGGUUCCUGAAGAUCUCCUUAACAAGCUGACCUCACUAAAAGUCUCGGGUGUAUUACCGAUCCAAAGAUGUCUGCAGAACGAAGCUGGACUUCUUGUUCAACUGGACAGACCUGCCGUGUUCCAGAGUGUUCUCACAGACUUCUCUCUGUACAUGAAGCCGGUGCCCUCCGAUAAUGGGGAAAACUCAGUUGUACUGAACUGUGCUCCUCUGCACAGCUGUGAGGGGUUAAAUGCACUCAAACUGAGCCAUUUGAGGGCUGUCUUAGUGGCAGAUCACCUGGCUGAGCUCCUCCGACUCGCGGGAGCACAAGUCCACUUAGUCCCAAAACUGCGUAAUACUGAACUCCAGUUAUUUUUGCACCAGCUGGGAGUCUCUUGGCCAUUUGAACCAGAAGCACUGUGUGUGCAGGAGGAAAUAACGGCAUUUAAGAAAUACCUUAAAGAGAGGGAUCAUGUUAACAGCCAUGACCUGGAGCAGCCUCUAAAUGUAACAGACGAUGACUUGAAGCAAGUGGCAGAGUUGCAGAGAGCUGUGCAAGAAAGCCGGGUAGAGGGGACGCACUGCGCACUGCUGCAUGUAGUCAGCUAUGAGAAGGAGUUCCAUCAGCAGAAGCUAGACCGUCUCUUCACAAUGCUGGAUUCUGGUGAUAGUGCACCUGACCAGAAACAUCUCAUCUGUGGACCUGUAAAAGUUCUGAGCUCCUCCCCUGCUGUUAGCUGCUCCGAGUAUUACCAUCUACGAAAGACACAGAUGCUUGACGCCUCGGUCAUGAAGUACGGAGACCUUCUUCAAGGUGACAGCUUGGAGGAAAUAAUCUGUUCUUUAACGGCAGCAGCUAUUAAAUUUGAAAUGAUGGCAACAGCACAGCGCAGCCAGGUAACGUUGGAUUUAGAAGACAGCAGCAUCACAACCAAAGGGACAAAGAGUGGGGCAUUUGUGAUGUAUAACUGUGCUCGCCUUGCCACCAUGUUCGACAGCUACAAUAUGGCAGUCAGCCAAGGUUUCUACCCAGAAUUCCCCCCAGCUCGAGAACUAAAUUAUUCAACCCUAAAAGAAGAGGGUGAAUGGCUCCUUCUGUUUAAUUAUAUCAUGACAUUCCCAGAGGUCCUCUCUCAGUCUGCACAGAUAUUACUGACGUCCUCUGGGAGCCGGGUCACAGCCAGCACAGAUGCAGUGUGUAAAUUCCUUGUGAACCUCAGUAUGGAUUUCAGCUCCUACUACAACAGAGUGCACAUUCUAGGGGAGCCUCUGCCGCAUCUGUAUGGACAGAUGUUUGCGCGGUUACAGCUGAUGAAGGCGGUGCAAAGCUUGCUGCAUGCUGCACUGGGAACCCUGCAUCUCUCCCCACUAACAAAGAUAUAAAUCUGCUCCAGUCUGACCACGAUGGAUCAUGCAUCAGUGGCCGUGGAGCCAUAAAGGGCAAUGGAGAGGAUGGAAUCCCUAAAACGUGCCAAAGCAACAAAUGUACAGAAAUAAUCCUAUUUAUAGACAUAUAUGUAUAUUAGAGACGGAUGCGAUAACUUAUUUUGCAUGUAGAAAGCAUGCUUUAAGAUAUGUCAUAUUGACUAAUUUUCACCAAAACCCUUUCUAGCCUCACCAAUACCUGUGCUGUUCUAUGCAACAGAUUAAUUGAAGCUCACUCAGCUCGAAUAUUCAGUGAAUCUAGUGAACCUGGACAGGACAUUAGUGAAUUUAGCCCUCUGUGUUUUUGUUGUUAUUUCAGUGAAAGAAUAUUGUGGAAUAUGCUGCAAGAGGAUCUGCAAUUAUACUAAAAAGGAUAUAAAUUGUCAUAUAGAGAGAUGUGUCUAAUAUCAGACGCAGAUUCCCUUACAUUAGAGUUAUGUAUUUGCAGUCACUUUCCUCUCAUCUGACUGCACGUUUUAUAGUGGCAGUGGCACACAGAGGGUUACAGAGUGUGAAGAAGAUGUUAAUACAUAAUAUAUAAACCCAGUCACAACCAGAGUCUCAUGUCACGUCCUCUCAUCUCACAUUACGUCUUCUCAUGUCACGUCCUCUUAUGUCAUGUGCUCUCAUGUCAUGUGCUCUCAUAUCACUUCAGGUCCUCUCAUGUAACGUCCUCUCAGAUCACGUCCUCUUAUGUCAUGUGCUCUCAUGUCACGUCCUUUCAUGUCACGUUACGUCCUCUCAGAUCACGUCCUCUUAUGUCAUGUGCUCUCAUGUCACGUCCUUUCAUGUCACGUUACGUCCUCUCAGAUCACGUCCUCUUAUGUCAUGUGCUCUCAUGUCACGUCCUUACCCAAUGUCAGGCCUCCUUCAGCUUUGAUGAAUUCUAGUCACUGCUGUGUCACAAAGCCUUUUGGCCUUGUAGCUUUUGUCAGGAUACUGUUAUAUCCCAGGAAUAAACCAAUGCAUAUACAGUACUGAGAUACAGGUAACUAUUAUAUGUACAAGUGUAUCACAGUUUUAUACACCAGCACUCUUAGAUUGUGCCUAGAAUGGGGUCUCAUUACAUUACAGUAUUUGUUUUGUUCUAAAAAUGCAUUUUAACAGUUUGUCUAAAGAUAAGACCGUACGUCAAAUCCACAGGUUUACACCGCACUUGUUGUUUUACCCUAAACAUACAUCAGUGCAUUUAAAGCCAUCUGCCACCGAAUAUAGUUUAUUUUAGCAUUUAUGUAUUCCGUUCUUACAACAAAUAAAUAGUACUUUUUAUAAAAAAA